Molecule: messenger RNA, 2542 nt
Organism: Cimex lectularius (bed bug)
Lineage: Eukaryota; Metazoa; Arthropoda; Insecta; Hemiptera; Cimicidae
Exons: 5
Coding region: 397-2535 (712 amino acids)
Source: RefSeq, a predicted model, not a curated record
UUCUAAUUAAAAAUAAAUAAAUAGUUUUAGAGAAAAAGUUUCGACGAGGCCAGUUUUGGCAGGAAGAAUCGUCAACAUUGAAGCAAGCUCCACUGCCACGUCAGUAAAUCCCGGUCAUACAAGAAUACAUUCCUCUUAAAUAGAACAUAAAAAGACAAAUUACAAAAAAAAAGCAUUCCGUGAAGAUUUCUAAUUGCUCCUUGAAAAUGUAAGUGGAACGAGCCGCAUGCGCCAGUCAAUAAAGUGGGGUUGUGGUCGGAGGGUGGAUUUGGGGGUUGGAGUCGUUGUCGGGGGUUGGGGUGGAUGAGGGUUGGAGCUGCCCUUCGCCUUCAGGCACCAGUACGUCUCCAGAUCUCUCACGUUUGAGACGGUACGAAUGGAUCGCCAGAGAUCAACAUGUGCCACAACCACCAAGAAGGUGAAAAAGACUUACUCUUGAGCGACAUGUCAAAGCCUGUUCUAAAUGGAAUUGCAAAUGGUACACAUCACUGGGAUCAUUCAACCAAUCCGAUCAUAAAAUAUGGAUAUAAAAUUUUGCAUUACCUCCAGAGCAGGCCUUAUUCAAAAAUAAUCGUUGGAUUUACCUUAGUUGCCAUUUUGAUAGCCUUUUAUCUUAUUAGCGAUGUCACAAGUUUUGGAUACUCAGAUUUCAUCCGUCAAACAAUCAGAGACAAUUCCCUGAAGUCAUCUUAUUUUUCCUAUCUAAACUCAAAUAAGAACUGGACUUCCAGGCCUGAAGGGUAUCUAGUAUGGAAUCCAAGCUGCCGAAUCCGUGAUACGAAUCCUUUUGAUGAGAGCAUCAAACACUUUUACGCGAAGCAGAAGCUGCCGAAAUGUGGAUAUUUGCCCCUUCUCACUUCUCUCAAACGGGUCAACUCUUCCUCGCAUGUCCUCAUAUUGCACAACGAGCAUAUGAACAAGUACCAAAAAAACCAUAAAGUGAUAUGUUGCUACUCUUUGAUCACGAGGACGGACAUGCCAAACGACACUUCCUCAACCACUGCUGACAAUGUAUAUAAUAUUGGGAAGUGCAUCACCUUCAAAAACAAUAUUAUAUUUUCUCAAGAAGAAGAAUUUGUUAAAGUAGUCUGCUCGUAUAAAAAUGGAGGCAGUUCGAAGGAAGUGUAUGUCAAUUUGCAUGCAUUUGUGGGAAACAUUACGAAAGUCGGACCAAAAUUGGAACACUGGUCGAAACCUGAAAGUCCAAAAGACAGGUUGGGUGUUAUGAUCAUCGGGUUAGAUUCCAUCUCAAGACUGAACCUUUUAAGAACAAUGCCGAAGACGGCAGCGUAUUUAGAGGCCAAUGACUGGUUCACUCUAAAAGGCUAUAACAAAAUGGAUGACAACACAUUUCCGAAUUUGAUGGCAAUUCUAACUGGCUACAGUGUCGCCCAGAUCAGAGCUGAAUGUUGGCCGUCACCUAAAACCAAACUGGACAACUGUCCUUACAUAUGGAAAAACUUCUCUUCACAAAAUUACAUAACCGCAUAUGGUGAGGAUGAACCUACUAUCGGUUCGUUCAACUAUCACAAAACAGGGUUUGUGAAGAGCCCUACAGACUUUUACUUAAGGCCGUUCAUGCUGGCAGCUGAAAAGGGGACAAAAAUCAAAUUACUUGCGGGGCUCAAUCUCUGCCUGGGGCCUGUCUUGAGCGUCGACCAUGUUCUAAACUAUCUUUUGGAUUUUGCACGACAGUUUAACAAUGUGCCAACUUUCUCGCUGUUCUGGAUGAACAGUGUCAGCCACAACGAUUUGAAUACACCUACUGCCAUCGAUACAAAAAUGGUCUCUUUCUUGGAAGAUUUGAAAUCGACAGGAAUACUCAAUUCCACUCUUGUCAUUUACCUCAGCGAUCACGGAAUGCGAUUUGGCAAAAUAAGGGAAACAUACAUCGGGCAUUUAGAGGAGAGGCUUCCGUACAUUUAUUUCUCGUUUCCAGAGUGGUACAGGAAAGAAAACCCAGACAAAAUAGAAAAUCUACAGACAAAUGCUUACAGACUCACUUCACCUUAUGAUGUUCACAUGACACUGGUGGAAGUCCUUGGGGAAACAAAAAACGGCUCAAAGGCCUGUCAAAAAUGCCAAAGCCUGUUAGAAGAAAUACCCUGGAAGAGGUCUUGUGCCGAUGCCGGAAUCACGAACCACUGGUGUACCUGUGCCGAAUACAAGACUCUUUCCACCAAAACCUCCCUAGUCAAAGAAUUGGCAGACUAUGUGAUGAAAAAGAUAAACCAAAUUACUUCCAAAUCUGCCGAAGACUUCUUACAAAACGGCACCAGGUGUGCGAAACUUGUGACCAAAACUAUCCACUCGUUCAGGAGCAAAGUGUUUUUCCACCAAGACGACAAAAAAGAAUAUGUGAUUCUACUUUCUGCCGUGCCGGGUAAUGGUAUAUUCGAGGCUACUGUCUCACACAAAAAAAAGAAAUUCAAAAUUGUGGAUACUAUAAGUAGGAUCAAUUCGUAUUCCUCUCAAAGCACAUGUAUAAAUGACUCCGGCUUAAAAAAGUAUUGCUUCUGUGAAAAAUUCAAAUGAAAAAAAA